Molecule: messenger RNA, 2581 nt
Organism: Myotis daubentonii (Daubenton's bat)
Lineage: Eukaryota; Metazoa; Chordata; Mammalia; Chiroptera; Vespertilionidae
Gene: MAFK
Product: MAF bZIP transcription factor K
Biological process (GO): regulation of transcription by RNA polymerase II
Cellular component (GO): nucleus
Molecular function (GO): DNA-binding transcription factor activity, RNA polymerase II-specific; RNA polymerase II cis-regulatory region sequence-specific DNA binding
Source: RefSeq, a predicted model, not a curated record
GGGCUGGCGGGCGGGCAGGCGCGCUGGCGGCGGGCGGCGGGGGGGACUUGUUGUUCUUCGUGAAGUCGGAGCGGAGCGCGCGGCGGGGGCGGCGGCCCGUGGGGAGCGCGAGCGGGAGGAGAGCGCGUGCCCGCGAGGAGUCGGCCGCGCCCCCGCGGUCCCCGCGCGACGCCAGUUACGAUUUCCAGGCCGUUCUGUGCGGGUGACGGUGCCCAGGUUAUGACGACUAAUCCCAAACCGAACAAGGCAUUAAAGGUCAAGAAGGAGGCGGGCGAGAACGCCCCGGUGCUCAGCGACGAUGAGCUGGUGUCCAUGUCGGUGCGGGAGCUGAACCAGCACCUGCGGGGCCUGUCCAAGGAGGAGGUGGUGCGGCUCAAGCAGCGGCGCCGCACGCUCAAGAACCGCGGCUACGCCGCCAGCUGCCGCAUCAAGCGGGUGACGCAGAAGGAGGAGCUGGAGCGGCAGCGGGUGGCGCUGCAGCGGGAGGUGGAGAAGCUGGCCUCGGAGAACGCCAGCAUGCGGCUGGAGCUGGACGCGCUGCGCUCCAAGUACGAGGCGCUGCAGACCUUCGCGCGCACCGUGGCCCGCGGGCCCGUCACGCCCUCCAAGGUGGCCACCACCAGCGUCAUCACCAUCGUCAAGUCCCCCUCCGUGCCCUUCUCGGCCGCCUCCUAGUGCCUGUGGCUGGGCGCCGGGUGCUGUCAGGGUCCAUGGGGACAGAUCCCCGACACCAAGUCCACGUGCCGAGUCCACGGGGCUCCCGUGGGGCCGCGUGGAGAGUAGGGUCUCGUGAACCUGUGAGCCGCACGCCUUCCUGCACACGCCCACAUGUGCCCACACGUGCCCUCGCGCACACGCACACGCACAUGCACUGGCCACCCUCGGUCACCCGCUCUCCAGGCUGUCGCUUCGGGGUCUGUCUCCCGGGGAGUCAGGGUGGGGAAGGGCUCGGAGGCUCCUGGCCUGAGGCCCGAGGGCCCUGCCCGCCUCCAGCCUCAGCCUCAGCCGCGUCAGCCUCUGUCCUGCUGUGGCCUGGAGCCCCACUGCCCACAGCCCUGCUGUCCCAGGAGGAACCUUCGUCCUGGCCCACGCGCACCGUGACUGCCGCGGCCAGGCUCUAUGCCGGGCGGCGGGCGAAGGGAGGCCGUGCGUGGGGCCAGCAGCCCCUGGGCUUGGAGCAGCAGCUGCUCACAGGCAUCACUGGGGCGUCCGUGUGGAGAGUUGCAUGCGUGUUGCAAAGUGUCCCUGUGUUGGGGUGAUGAGUGAGGUCCCCAGCUCCCAGCUGCAGCCCUCUGGCCCUGCCGCCACCCGCAGAGCCUGGGACGGUGAGGCCGGGGUGGGGGUGGGGCGGGAGUGGAAGGGGAAGGGGACCUCUGGGUGGAAUGGGUUGGCUGCAGGGGGUCUGCUUAGCUGUGGAAGUUGGAAGUGGAGCUGUGCUUGUUCCCGCUGCCAGAGGAGGGAGAGCAGGAUGACAGGUGGGGUGCAGGAGGUGGGGGAGGGCGUUGCGGGGAGGUGGGGGCACAGGCCGGAAGGUGGGGGCGCUUGCAUGGUCUGCCUGCACAGAGGGUGGGACCCUGCAACCUUGGUGCUUAAUCAUCGCCUGGAACCUUCUGGAGCCACGGGUGACCUCGGUGACCUCUGCUGGGGCUCCCCGCCCUCAGCACUGCUGCGGGUGCUGUCCCCAUCCUGCCGUCCUGGGAAGAGGCCCGAGCCCCACCACUGGCCCCGCCCAGAAAGACCGGGCAAGCUGUGAAGCCCCCACCCCCCAGGUGCCCGCCGCCGGGGGAGGCAGAGGGGCUGCGUCCUUGCUGCGGACGGUCCGGCCGGCCCCCGGCUGUGUCCUGUGUCCUGUCCUGGGGCAGCGGGGGCCGGGUGAGGAAGCUGUGGCUGCCAUAGCUGUGGUAGGUAAUCCACAUUGGAUAUCAGUCAGGACUGGGAGUAUUUAAGAGAGAGUAUAUAUAUAUAUAAAAAGUUCUAUACACAUUUUGUUGUCGGGUUUUGUACCUUUCCUGUUUGAUACUGUAAAUGUGCAGCAGGGCUGCAGGCGGAGGGUCCAGGUUGGAGCUCGGCCCAGCACCCCGUCCCGCUGCCCUCUGCGGGCUCUGCGACCGCCUGGGGCCUGGCGGGCGUCCUGCUCGGCCGCUGUGCUGGGUUCCCCGACUGCCCGGUCCCGCGGGACACGGGAGGCCCCCACCCCGCGGACAGGGUCACGGAAGGAAGCCUGGAGUGCCCCUCGUGCUUUUCCUUUCAGAUUAUUGAAACGCUGUCACAUUUAAUAUAUGGACUUUAUUUAAGAGGAGAGGCGAGGCCUGCGCUCAGACCGAAGUCUUCGAGGGCACCUGCCGCCCCAGGGUAGGCUCCGCCUGCAGCUCACCCCCUCGCCUCAGCGCUCAGCAACUUCAUUUCAAUAUUUAUUUUUGUGCUGCUUCGACCCCGACAUAAAUUAUUGAGGAGACCCUCUGCGUGGCCCUUGUUCCUGUGGGCGUGCCCCGUGCCGCGCCCACACCACCGCCUAAUUUAUUGCUGUACAUCUCUGCUGUGACGCUUUUGUACCUUUGCAAUAAAGACUUUUCUGGUUUCA